Heteronotia binoei (common prickly gecko) is the source of this 1456-nucleotide messenger RNA. RefSeq names its product receptor accessory protein 2 (gene REEP2). The record is from RefSeq and is a predicted model, not a curated record. The transcript has 7 exons. NCBI's taxonomy places the organism in Eukaryota, Metazoa, Chordata, Lepidosauria, Squamata, Gekkonidae. Gene Ontology annotation, molecular function: microtubule binding; taste receptor binding. Gene Ontology annotation, cellular component: endoplasmic reticulum tubular network; endoplasmic reticulum membrane; cytoplasmic microtubule. Gene Ontology annotation, biological process: endoplasmic reticulum tubular network organization. The coding region runs from base 117 to 1037 and encodes 306 amino acids.
CCUCGCUUGCUGCAGAAACCUGCCCUUUAAGAGCGCUUUCCCUUUCCUCGCUGCCGCCGGUGGCCGAAGACGCUUUCCUUGUCCCUGCUGGCCACCAGAGGAGCCUCGGCCUCGCCAUGGUGUCCUGGAUCAUCUCUCGGCUGGUGGUCUUGGUCUUUGGCACUUUGUACCCUGCCUAUUCUUCCUACAAGGCCGUGAAGACGAAAAAUGUAAAGGAAUAUGUUAAAUGGAUGAUGUAUUGGAUUGUGUUUGCCUUCUUCACUACAGCAGAGACGCUCACAGAUAUUAUUCUCUCUUGGUUUCCUUUUUAUUUCGAGUUGAAAAUCGCAUUUGUGAUCUGGCUACUCUCUCCUUACACCAAGGGCUCCAGCGUUCUCUACAGGAAGUUUGUUCACCCAACGCUCUCCAAUAAGGAGAAGGAAAUUGAUGAGUACAUCAGCCAGGCUCGUGACAAGAGUUAUGAAACUAUGAUGAGAGUUGGCAAGCGAGGAUUAAAUUUGGCAGCCAAUGCAGCAGUUACUGCAGCUGCAAAGGGUCAAGGAGUUUUGUCUGAGAAGCUACGGAGUUUCAGCAUGCAAGACCUGACUUUGAUUCGGGAUGAUGACACUGUGCAUUUACGGAGCCCUGAACCACGCUUGCAUACCUCCACUACUGGCCUUCUUGAAACAGUUGAUGAUUCAGGUGCUUCCUGUUAUUCCUCAGCAGAUGAGGCAUCUGUGUCUCAAAGACAUAAUGGGACCCAGUCUGAUGUCAGAACCGACCCAUCAGAUGAUGAUGCAGUUCCCAAGCGGACCCAGAGCCUUAAAGUUCCUAAAAAAGUUACAAAAGCUGAGGUGAGCUCCAGUUGUUUACACAGGCUGCAGCUGGAUCAUAUGGCGAGCUAUGCCUUUAUUCCUUGGCCCAGCCUACCACCUUUUCUGAUAGUCCUUCCCUUCCCUUGUAGCAUGCCUUUGCCUGCAAACCAGCCUGCUAAUCAUAUUUUGUCUUUUGCUGCACUCGAAGUAUUGUUUAAAGAACUUCAUCCACUCUUUCAAUAAUUUACCUGCCUGUGUUAUUACCAUUGUUAGUGGAAUUGUUCUAUUGUCUAAGAACUGGGGUGGGAGUUGAACUAGAUAUAGCCAUGGCAGCCAUGUUUAUUGUUCAUGUGGCUGUUCCAUUCACAUAUAAGGUGAUGUGUGUAAUUUUAGCCUCGAAAUAGAUGCACUGCAUCCUGCUUUAAGAUCCUCUGCCUGGUUUUCCAGUGCAAAGUCUCCUGACUCAGUAGAAAGUCACAAGGUUUCACACAAUUGUCACUGACAAGUUUUGUGGCAGAUCUCUUGCUGACUGUUUUAUUAUCCUUGUGCUAUCUGAGCCUUUUUGUUCCUGUCUUCAUAUUAAUUUGUGUCAUUCUCCAAGGCACCUUGCUGAUUUUAUUUAAUAUUAGAAAUUAAAAGUCUAGCUAAUUCAUGACUCCAAA